This is a messenger RNA of Pan troglodytes (chimpanzee), 945 nucleotides long. It is a transcript of the gene OR2Z1, whose product is annotated as olfactory receptor family 2 subfamily Z member 1. The coding region runs from base 1 to 945 and encodes 314 amino acids. Gene Ontology annotation, biological process: G protein-coupled receptor signaling pathway. Lineage: Eukaryota; Metazoa; Chordata; Mammalia; Primates; Hominidae. The transcript has a single exon. Gene Ontology annotation, cellular component: membrane. The record is from RefSeq and is marked validated. Gene Ontology annotation, molecular function: G protein-coupled receptor activity; olfactory receptor activity.
AUGGGGGAUGUGAAUCAGUCGGUGGCCUCAGACUUCAUUCUGGUGGGCCUCUUCAGUCACUCAGGAUCACGCCAGCUCCUCUUCUCCCUGGUGGCUGUCAUGUUUGUCAUAGGCCUUCUGGGCAACACCGUUCUUCUCUUCUUGAUCCGUGUGGACUCCCGGCUCCACACGCCCAUGUACUUCCUGCUCAGCCAGCUCUCCCUGUUUGACAUUGGCUGUCCCAUGGUCACCAUCCCCAAGAUGGCAUCAGACUUUCUGCGGGGAGAAGGUGCCACCUCCUAUGGAGGUUGUGCAGCUCAAAUAUUCUUCCUCACACUGAUGGGUGUGGCUGAGGGCGUCCUGUUGGUCCUCAUGUCUUAUGACCGUUAUGUUGCUGUGUGCCAGCCCCUGCAGUAUCCUGUACUUAUGAGACGCCAGGUGUGUCUGCUGAUGGUGGGCUCCUCCUGGGUGGUAGGUGUGCUCAACGCCUCCAUCCAGACCUCCAUCACCCUGCAUUUUCCCUACUGUGCCUCCCGUAUUGUGGAUCACUUCUUCUGUGAGGUGCCAGCCCUACUGAAGCUCUCCUGUGCAGACACCUCUGCCUACGAGAUGGCGCUGUCCACCUCAGGGGUACUGAUCCUAAUGCUCCCUCUUUCCCUCAUCGCCACCUCCUACGGCCACGUGUUGCAGGCUGUUCUAAGCAUGCGCUCAGAGGAGGCCAGACACAAGGCUGUCACCACCUGCUCCUCGCACAUCACGGUAGUGGGGCUCUUUUAUGGUGCCGCCGUGUUCAUGUACAUGGUGCCUUGCGCCUACCACAGUCCACAGCAGGAUAACGUGGUUUCCCUCUUCUAUAGCCUUGUCACCCCUACACUCAACCCCCUUAUCUACAGUCUGAGGAACCCGGAGGUGUGGAUGGCUUUGGUCAAAGUGCUUAGCAGAGCUGGACUCAGGCAAAUGUGCUGA